AUGGUCAUAUUGAGCAAAAGACCCGAGACGGCCAAGUAUGACUUGGCCAGUGUAAAGCUUAUUACCUGUGGAGCUUGCACCGUUGUCGCGCAAGCUCCAGAACAAGGUAUCUCAGAAGCUUGGGGUUAUAGUACAACAAGGGCGGGAAAUGACCGAGGUAACUUCGGCUGCUAUGCAUGUUCCUGCAGCCACGCGCGAAACAAUUCUCCGAGAGACAUCGCCAUUGAGCGCGGAGACUGGUUUUGGAUCGUCGAUCGCAGAAAGGAGCUCAUUAAGGUCAACGCCCUGCAAGUCGCACCGGCUGAGCUAGAGGCCGCAUUGCUAGAACAUGAUGACAUCGCCGAUGCGGCUGUCGUUGGUAUGACAAUGUAA
Messenger RNA from Histoplasma capsulatum G186AR, 372 nucleotides. Its product is annotated as 4-coumarate:coenzyme A ligase. Gene Ontology annotation, biological process: secondary metabolic process. Gene Ontology annotation, molecular function: CoA-ligase activity. The record is from RefSeq and is a predicted model, not a curated record. Lineage: Eukaryota; Fungi; Ascomycota; Eurotiomycetes; Onygenales; Ajellomycetaceae. The transcript has 3 exons. The coding region runs from base 1 to 372 and encodes 123 amino acids.